CUAAUCCGGAAUCCAGAGGACCAGUACAGAAUGUACUCUGAAUUGGCGACAGUUUAUACAGUCGACUGUCCCAACUAAUUGCCGCGCAUCGAUGGCCCUCCUAAUGGAUUUAUAAUGAGCGAGAGAGAUCGAAAUCGGCGGCAGUUGUUGCUUUUGUUGUGUGCUGGCCACCAGCUGGAGGAGUUCCCCCGCCUCCUGCCCAUGCCCCCUUUUUUUGGGUUAUCGCUUGGGCGAGCGUUCCACAAACGCCGCGUCAGCUUCUUAUCAGCAAACAGCACGCACACACAGUCGCACAAUCAGCAGCGCAGGUUACAUAUAUGUAUAUACCUUCACAUACAUCCCCUCCCCCUAGCCCCCAACUGGGCUGGGCUUGGGCAAGCGAUUUGUACAUUAGUUUAGUUGCUUACUCUGUGAUUGGGAUGAAGAAGUUUUUAUCGCGGAGAAUGCUUAGCCUGGAUCAGUCCAUGUUGAACGAUGACGAUGACGAGGAGGAUUGCGACACAUAUGGCAGUGGAGUAGGUGGACAGAACUUGCUGGCCCAACCGGAGCCACACCAGCCUAUCACACAGGCACCAUCCAAACCACUGGCCCCGUUUGCCCUGUUUUUCCGCGACACGGUAACCGCCAUCAAGCAGCAAAAUCCCGCCUGUUCGCUGGAGCAGAUGCAGGUGAUUGUGCAGACCAUGUGGGAGUCGCUGGACGAGACGCGAAAGAACAUAUACAGCCAGCGGCACGAGCAGGAGAAACGUGACUAUGUGCGUUUGAUGCGGGGCUACCGCCAUCAGCUGUCCGAAUCGGAGGCCACGUCGGAGGUGGAGCCAGCAAUAGUUGUCCCCCCGCAGCCAGUUGUCAUGCCGCCGCAGCAGCAGCUAGUCAAACCCAAAUUGGAGGCUGUCGAGGACCCAGUGCUGGCCCAGCAGCAACCGCCGCCCGAACAGAUCCAACUACUCACAGAAGCGGCCAGGGUGCAGAAAUGCACCCGCGAGCAGUGCAACAAGCCGGCCAUCAUCAAUCCGGACUGGGAAGAUGAGUACUGCAGCAAUGAGUGCGUGGUCAUACACUGUCGGAAUGUUUUCAACGACUGGGUGCUAACCAUGAAGACUUCGCCCUCGUAGCCACGCCGACCACCACCACCACCAGCACCACGUUCUAGGCUUAGUCUAGAUUUUAACUCUAUUUUAAGCGCUGCACUGCUCUAGCCCUAGACGAGCCAGCGAUCUGCGAUCGCCAUGUCGUAUAUUACUCGGGAAUAUACGACUGCGAUACGAUUGUUAUUUUAGUCCCAGUUUCGGUUGUAAUUAGAAUCUGAAUGAAUGCGAGACACGCUUUGUAUGAUACCUUAAUUGUAGUAAACAAAUCAUAACAUUAAAGAUAGAUAAUGUAGAAUGGAAUAAAAAAACCUAACAUUUAGAAAGUAUAGCUAUGCAAUUCAGCAUUUAAUAAAUAAAUACUAUUUAUUGAA
This is a messenger RNA of Drosophila gunungcola (fruit fly), 1462 nucleotides long. Its product is annotated as TOX high mobility group box family member 4-B. Lineage: Eukaryota; Metazoa; Arthropoda; Insecta; Diptera; Drosophilidae. The transcript has 2 exons. Gene Ontology annotation, molecular function: chromatin DNA binding. The record is from RefSeq and is a predicted model, not a curated record. Bases 318 to 1115 code for a protein of 265 amino acids. Gene Ontology annotation, biological process: regulation of transcription by RNA polymerase II. Gene Ontology annotation, cellular component: nucleus.